Erigeron canadensis is the source of this 534-nucleotide messenger RNA. RefSeq lists its product as uncharacterized. The record is from RefSeq and is a predicted model, not a curated record. The coding region runs from base 1 to 534 and encodes 177 amino acids. NCBI's taxonomy places the organism in Eukaryota, Viridiplantae, Streptophyta, Magnoliopsida, Asterales, Asteraceae. The transcript has 2 exons.
AUGUCCAUGUACUCUGUGGAUGACCCGAUGUUUGAGGACGAUGUCUUCCGUACGAGAUAUCUUAAUGCGGCGGGUAUCAGAGGGUUCUCGGGAAUUCAAAAGUGCACGUGCGCGCUACGGCAACUAGCGUACGACAACCACGCCGACAACUAUGACGAGGGGUUGUCCUUCUCUACUAGAACUGCACGUGAGUGUCUAGACAACUUUUGCAUCGUCAUGAAGCAUCUUCAUGGUGAAGAGUAUUUGCGUUCUCCGACUAGCCACCAUGUUGCGCGUUUAUAUGAGGCGCAUGAAGCUAGACAUCAUUUUCCUGGCAUGAUCAGUAGCAUCGACUGUACCCACUGGACUUGGAGAAACUGUCCAAAUAUUUUGCGUGGGCAAUACCACCGGGGUGAUCAUGAACGCCCGACUAUCAUACUUGAGGUUGUUGCUUCCUAUGAUUUAUGGUUUUGGCAUGCGUAUUUCGGUGUUGCAGGGUCAAACAAUGACAUCAAUGUUUUGAAGCAAUCGCCCAAUGAAUGGGAAGUCUCCUGA